UCUAUCAAUACGCCUCUGAGUAUGUGUAGUUAUGGUAUGGAGAGUUUCUAGAGGUUAGCAAUUUCAUUAGGGGGAGAUGCAAUUCUGCCUAAUUGCCCUGUGUGCUUGUUCAAGUUCUUGCAUGAUCAAGAUUGGAGAAUUCAUCACACUGCCGUUACUGCUAUUGGACUGAUAUCAGACGGAUGCUCAAAGGCAUUGUUAGUGGAGAUGGUGAAAUUUGGACAGUCUAUUGUGAACCUAAUGCAGGAUAGCCACCCUCGAGUACGUUAGGCCAAAAUUCGCACAAUUGGUCAGCUAUCAACUAUCUGGGCCUGCGUUUUCAAGAGGAAUAUCUUUGGCAGCUACUUCCAGCUUUGAUAGAAGUAUUGGAUGAUUUUGAUUAUCCCAGGUUGCAGACACGUGCAGCUUCAGUGAUACGGUUGUUCAGUCGCAAUUGCAGAGCAGAUGACUUGAAACUUUACCUGCACAAAAUAGUGAGUAAAUUAGUCAGGUUUCUACAGAGAGGACUGGCAAUGAUGGAAGAAGCAGCUCUUGAAACUUUAGCCUCUGUAGCUAUUUCAUCGCAGGAAGACUCUGCUUACAUAUAUGAUUCUAUAAUUCCUUAUCUGAAAGUUAUCUUGGAAACUGCUACUAAAGAUACAAGUCGCACGCCACUUGCCAAAUCCAUGGAAUGCAUUACCAUGGUUACAAUGGCUUUUGGAAAUCAAGCAAUCCAUGGUUAUGUUGAAAAGGUCACUGCAGUACUCAUUUCACUGCAAGAAACUCAAACAGAGAUAGAAGAUCCAAUGAGGAAAUUUUCGUUACUAGUAUGCUGAUACAACUUAGAAUUUUGUGCAACUUCCAUUUUCUUUUCGGUUUUUGGCUAAUUUACACUUGAUUCUAUGACAGGCAUACGGUAGACUAUGUAAAUGCUUGGGGGAAGAUUUCCUUCCUUAUCUAAGUCUUGCCACGCCCAUUGUGCUAAAAAGUGAAAUAAGCAACGUAUUGGAAAUUUUUUUAUUGAGGA
Messenger RNA from Solanum stenotomum, 1006 nucleotides. Its product is annotated as importin subunit beta-3-like. The record is from RefSeq and is a predicted model, not a curated record. Lineage: Eukaryota; Viridiplantae; Streptophyta; Magnoliopsida; Solanales; Solanaceae. The coding region runs from base 513 to 815 and encodes 100 amino acids. The transcript has 6 exons.